Molecule: messenger RNA, 1763 nt
Organism: Drosophila subpulchrella
Lineage: Eukaryota; Metazoa; Arthropoda; Insecta; Diptera; Drosophilidae
Gene: CaMKI
Product: calcium/calmodulin-dependent protein kinase type 1
Exons: 10
Coding region: 241-1461 (406 amino acids)
Biological process (GO): protein phosphorylation
Molecular function (GO): ATP binding; calmodulin binding; calcium/calmodulin-dependent protein kinase activity
Source: RefSeq, a predicted model, not a curated record
AUUGCUAGCCCAAAUAAAUGUUUGGCUAAAAGUAAACUUCAGGAAUUAAAUGUACUUGCGGAUUCAAGCGUGUAUAAUAUAUACACGUACAUAUGUAUCGCGAGUGUGUUGUUUCCGAACACAAGUGUACGCGUUAUAAGAAACCUGUGAGAAGUCUGGCUGGAACUGUUGAAGCGACAAUAACUAUGCGACAUUGCCCAACCUGACAUUAACGUCUAGGAAUAAAUCCAGCUCCGCAAAAUGCCGUUGUUCGGCAAAAAGGAUUCCGGCAAGAAAGCCAAGGCGAAGGACAUAAGGGAGCUCAAUAAGCAAGUGUCGAUCGAGGAGAAAUACAAUCUUCACGGACUCUUGGGGACUGGAGCCUUUUCAGAAGUACGUCUUGCCGAAAGUAAAGAAACGCCUGGCGAUCACUUUGCAGUGAAAAUUAUCGACAAAAAAGCUCUGAAGGGCAAGGAAGAAUCUCUGGAGAAUGAAAUACGUGUUUUAAGAAGGUUCAGUGCAAAUCAUUUCGAUGGCAAAUGUCCGAACGGAACGCGAUUAACUCAUCCAAAUAUAGUGCAACUCUUGGAAACGUAUGAAGACAAGUCGAAGGUGUACCUAGUUAUGGAGUUGGUUACUGGUGGCGAACUUUUUGACCGCAUUGUGGAAAAGGGGUCUUACACUGAAAAGGACGCUUCUCAUCUGAUAAGACAGAUUCUAGAAGCGGUAGAUUAUAUGCAUGAGCAAGGUGUCGUCCAUCGUGACCUUAAGCCGGAAAACUUACUCUACUAUAGUCCUGACGAUGAUAGCAAAAUAAUGAUUAGCGAUUUUGGAUUAUCUAAAAUGGAGGAUUCUGGAAUUAUGGCUACAGCAUGUGGAACUCCCGGAUAUGUUGCUCCUGAAGUGCUGGCACAAAAACCGUAUGGAAAAGCCGUUGAUGUGUGGAGUAUUGGAGUAAUAUCAUACAUUCUAUUAUGUGGUUAUCCUCCGUUUUAUGAUGAAAAUGAUGCUAAUCUGUUCGCUCAGAUUUUAAAAGGAGAAUUUGAAUUCGAUUCACCCUAUUGGGAUGAAAUAAGCGAGUCCGCCAAGCAUUUUAUUAAAAAUUUAAUGUGCGUAUCAGUGGAGAUGCGAUACACAUGCAAGCAAGCUCUGGCACAUGCUUGGAUUUCCGGAAACGAGGCCAGCAGCAGAAACAUUCACGGAACCGUGUCAGAGCAACUGAAGAAAAACUUCGCAAAAUCCCGUUGGAAGCAAGCUUACUACGCGGCGACCGUGAUCCGACAGAUGCAGCGAAUGGCGCUGAACAGCAAUAGCAGUGCUAAUAUUGAUCCUACUGGCGUUUGCAGUAACCAAAAAGACUCUAAAAAUCCAACAGCGUCUGGAUCAUCCAAUUCCAAUGUUUUAUCAGCGCAGCAAUCUGCACAAAGUCAUGCACAAGAUGUUACCGAGCCGGUAGGCAGCACAAAUGGAGCUUCACAGUAGCAAAGUUGAAUAUCAAAAUUAUGUUACAUAUAUGCUGUUUUGAAUUACAUUUUUGAAUUUUAACGAUUGUUCUAGUCUAGUAAAUAUGUCAUAUUUACUAAUCGGAUAAUUUUUUCAAUCGAAAAUACCAAACAAAUAAUAACAUAUGAAUGUGCGUACACCUGCACUAAUCCAUCUCUUAAUAAUAUACAAGAUGUAAGGCUACUAUUUAACCAACGCAAUACACUAUUAAAAUUCAAUCCGUCGUUUAACAUGUCUGUGAACAAUACAUUAUUAAAGCGAGGAUCUCACUGUAAAAAAUA